AUGAACGAUAUAAAAGAUCUGGUUAAUAUUGAUGCGAAGAUAGAUUCCAUUUCCCAACAGAGAGAUGAUCUUUCAAAAGAGUUGGAUCGUGUUGAGAAGCUGAGACAGAUUGCUGCCAACAGGGAUCAAUAUUACCAGACUAUCACCGAUGAUAUUCAGAAUAAUGCACAUACGUUGGAGAACAUUGAGGAAUUGAGGGAGAAGUACGGGGACUUGCUCAUUUUGCAGGAAUUGGAAAGCAAUUUGAUCCAACAGAUGGCCUUUACCGCAAACCUGGACGAGUUGAGAUCUUUCCAAAAGAAGGUCCUACAAUUGAGCGCCUUGGAAGUUGCCGAUAUUCGAUUCCAGGAAAUAGAGAUUUUGUACAACAAUCUGCAGAGUAUCCUCUCUGAAGGUCAUUUGUUAAAGGAUGAUAACAUCGUGAGAGCGAUCCUCAACGAAUGCGAUCAUAAUUUGUUAGACAAAUACGGAAAGCACUUAUUGCAACAGUUUAACGAGAAAUUACUCCAUAUUCAAUGGGAUACACCCAGGUUUCUGCUGUCUGAUAACGAGACCGUCUCGGAAUUGCGGAAAGCAUCCUCUCAUUUGUAUCAGGUUGCCAAUCUGUACUCGUUGGAUACCAACCGUACCCUCUGGAAUUUCAAAGCUUUGACUCAUAACUUUCAGAUUAGAUUUACCUAUCAUUUCCACGACAACUCAUCUGAUAUCAAACUUUACUUCAAAUACUUGAACGAUUAUUUGAAGGAAAAUCUGUACAAGUGUAUCAACAUCUUCGAGGAUAGCUCAGUUGGGUUAGAACCUGGUAUCGUUCAUGAACAGUUCAUCAACCACGUCUUGCAACCUAUGAGAGACCAUGUAAACUUAAGUUUGGGGAAGAUCAACCUUAGGUCUUUAAUAAUGCUAAUUUCGCAGAUUGUUGCCACAGAUAAAAAUCUAAUAACUGCAUUCCAUUACCACGGUGAUGGGUUGGUUUCUCUCGUAUCGGAUAACAUUUGGGAGUCCUGGAUCAACUAUGAAACGGAGACCAUCACAAAACAAUUCACAGUCAUCACCAAAGAGCCAAAGGAUCUUUUCCAAUCAGGGCCUAAUUUUGUCACACUGUUGAAAAAGGCAUACGAGUACUUUGAACCAUUCUACGAACUUGAUCACCAGCCUAUACUGAAAUACAAACUAAAGACAUGCUCACAAAUUUUCAUGGCGUUGACAACCAAGUACUUACAGUACGUUUUGACGACUGAUACGCUGGGAGAGAAACGCACUAAGGAGGCCGAACUUGAGCAAACCAUGACCAAGUUAGAGCUUUUGAACAUGGUUUAUCAGAAAGUGUUUGAGUUAAGCGGAAUGGAUAUCUUUAUCAAACUGACUAAAUUGGUCAACGAAACAGAGUCAGAGGAGUAUAUCACACUUCUACAGAAUAUACUGAAGGAUUACGAAAACGACAUGGAAUUUGACCUCCAAAAUUCAAUCAUCCACAGGAUUCAAAAGUUGGUCAAGGAGUCCCUGAAAACGUAUUUUAAAACAGAAUCCUGGGUCCUCAGUGAAACUUUGAACGACGCUCCUAAAACCGAAGUUAUUAGUGCAAUCAACCUCCUAAGGAAAGUCAUUACAAAACUCUCAGCAUUGAAUAUCCCCGAGAAUAUCUUGUUUAACAUUAAAAACGAGUUACUCAACAUCAUCGUAAAUUACUUCCUCGAGUCCAUACUGAAAUUGAACAGGUUCAACCAGCAGGGACUGGCCCAGUUUAACUUGGAUUUCUGUGCCGUCAAGGACACAUUGGAACUACCUGAAGAUUUAUAUAACGUUCAGGAAGCCAUCCUAUUGGAAAUUCUAAAAGUCUUGACGUUGAAGUACGAUUCCCAUGUCUCGAAAUUUAUCUCAUCCUCAUACAUCAAAAACGGCGAGUUCCAAAGCUUGAGAGACUACUUAUCGAUACGGUGGUUGAAAGACACAGAAAUUCAGGAUGCAUUAUACAGGGUUAGUUAUGGGAAUAUUAUCUGA
Molecule: messenger RNA, 1998 nt
Organism: Huiozyma naganishii CBS 8797
Lineage: Eukaryota; Fungi; Ascomycota; Saccharomycetes; Saccharomycetales; Saccharomycetaceae
Gene: TIP20
Product: Tip20p
Exons: 1
Coding region: 1-1998 (665 amino acids)
Biological process (GO): regulation of ER to Golgi vesicle-mediated transport; retrograde vesicle-mediated transport, Golgi to endoplasmic reticulum; endoplasmic reticulum to Golgi vesicle-mediated transport
Cellular component (GO): Dsl1/NZR complex
Source: RefSeq, a predicted model, not a curated record